AUGCUAACAAGAACUUCUUUGUCUCUGAAGUCAACUAGAAGUCUUCAUAUGACUCCGGCUUCAAAUGAUUUUAUGUCAUGGUUCAAAAGGAAGCAAACGAAGAACACAAAGGAUGUAAUACCAACAGCUAAGGAUACAAGAGAAGUUAUUGAUGAGAUUGAAUCGGGUAAGAUGACUAUAAACAAUGUGAGCAAGCUGAAGUUAAAGCUUGCGGAGGAAGACUUCAUUGGAGAAGAACCUGGACAAGUUAAUUUGAAGAACCGUUUGCACCGUUUAGAGACUGUUCCUUUUAACAAAUGGUUGUCAAAACGGCAAGUUGCUUCUCUCGAUGAUUUGGAUUUGAUCAUACUACGAGCUUAUAAAGACUUCUCCAAAGAAUCUGGGGUGAUAAGUGUUACCAAUUCUAGUAUUUCAACACCAUUCCCCGAUUUAGUAUCGAAGUUUUUCUUCACCAAAUCUCUUCAAGCUCAAACUGGUGUGUUAAUACCAGACUAUCAGUUGACGAAAUUAAGUUCACCAAUGUCAUUUCGCAACUAUUUUAUUGAAGAGAUUUUGUCGGGAAAGCAAGCAAAAUACAAUGAAUUAGAGCCUAACGCAAUUCAUAUAGAUGAAGAAACCUAUAGUGCAGCAAGUGUCUAUGUUGUCAAAGAUGUGAAACAGAAGGAUCUGAAGAAAAAAUUAGGCAGAAUACUAUCUGAGGUCGAAACCUUGGAGCGUGAAUCAGCAAAAAAGGCCAUUGAGCGAGCAAAGCAUUAA
Messenger RNA from Lachancea fermentati, 756 nucleotides. Lineage: Eukaryota; Fungi; Ascomycota; Saccharomycetes; Saccharomycetales; Saccharomycetaceae. The record is from the annotation of a GenBank genome assembly.